Messenger RNA from Olea europaea var. sylvestris, 1062 nucleotides. Its product is annotated as 3beta-hydroxysteroid-dehydrogenase/decarboxylase-like. The coding region runs from base 145 to 1047 and encodes 300 amino acids. The transcript is spliced from 6 exons. Gene Ontology annotation, biological process: steroid biosynthetic process. Lineage: Eukaryota; Viridiplantae; Streptophyta; Magnoliopsida; Lamiales; Oleaceae. The record is from RefSeq and is a predicted model, not a curated record. Gene Ontology annotation, molecular function: 3-beta-hydroxy-Delta5-steroid dehydrogenase (NAD+) activity.
GGAGCAGUGGACCGACCGGCCACCUAAUUCGUAUGAUCUACGCAUUUGACUGACAGGCCCACUAAUUAAAACCUUUCUGAGUUUUGCGCCAUCUCCUCCCAUUCUUUUCUCUGUCUACUGUCUCUGAAUCAAAUAAAUUCCAAUAUGGCAACGGAAAAUGGUGGCAGUAAUUCCGAUGUAUUGAAAACGUGCUUGGUGUUGGGAGGCAGAGGAUUCAUUGGCCGAGUGCUGGUGGAGAGGCUGCUGAAACUCGGUAAUUGGGUCGUCAGAGUCGCAGAUUACACAGAGUCUCCCCAACUAGAGCCCUCUGAGUUGCUUCUCUCCGACGCAUUCUCCUCUGCUCGCGCCUCUUAUUUCCAUGUCGAUGUUCGCAAUAAACCGCAGAUCAUCAAAGCUAUGGAAGGUGUGUCAGUUGUAUUCUAUACUGAAUCUAUGGCUUCAUUUCCUCGAGACUUCUUUUCUUACUAUACAAUUAUUGUUCAAGGUGCAAAAAAUGUAAUUAAAGCUUGUCGAGAAUGUAAAGUUAAACAUCUUAUAUACAACAGUUCUGCUGAUGUAGUUUUUGAUGGUUCACGUAAUAUAUGUAAUGUAGAUGAAUCAUUGCCAUACCCUAACCAAUUUGAGAACAUGGUCGCUGACCUUAAAUCUCAAGCAGAAGCACUAGUCUUAUUUGCAAACAAAGUUGAUGGUCUUUUGACUUGUGCACUUCGUCCUUGCAAUGUAUUUGGACCUAGAGAUAAUCAGCUUAUGCCAUCCCUGAUCAAUAUGGCAAACUCCAGCUGGGCCAAGUUUAUUAUAGGAAGUAGUGAGAAUAUGUCGGACUUCACCUAUGUGGAUAAUGUUGCCCAUGCUCAUAUCUGUGCUGAAGAAUCUCUAAGUUCUCAGAUGGUUUCUGCGUCUGGAAAGGUCUUUUUCAUCACGAAUCUUGAACCAAUGAAGGUGAGGGAUUUUGUACCUCUCGUAUUGGAGAGCUUUGGUUAUCAGAGGUAUCUAACCUCAUUCAGAUUACUUGAUAUAGUAAAUUUUUGGAGUGUAAUAAAAUAUUAGUUCUCAUUGGAUGCU